CCGACUUCUCGCGAGAGGUAAACUCGCCUGGCCGGACGGGAGGAAAGUAUCUGCUCCGCUGAGGGGGGAAAAGGAGGAGCUGGAAACAGAUUGUGGGACCGAGCGCGGGCGGGCGGGAGGCGACGGAGCUACCAGCGGCUCCGCUCAGCUAUAUGAAAUAUGGGAGACGACAGACCGUUUGUGUGCAAUGCCCCGGGCUGUGGACAGAGAUUUACAAAUGAGGACCACCUGGCAGUUCAUAAACACAAGCAUGAGAUGACAUUGAAAUUUGGCCCAGCCCGAACUGACUCAGUCAUCAUCGCAGAUCAAACUCCUACUCCAACUAGAUUCCUGAAGAACUGUGAGGAGGUGGGACUCUUCAAUGAACUAGCUAGCUCCUUUGAACAUGAAUUCAAGAAAGCUGCAGAUGAGGAUGAGAAAAAGGGUGCUGCUGGGCCCCUUGACAUGUCUCUGCCUUCCACACCAGACGUCAAAAUCAAAGAAGAAGAGCCAGUAGAGGUAGACUCAUCCCCACCAGAAAGUCCUGCCUCUAGCUCCUGUUCCCCACCCCUGAAGGAGAAGGAAGUUGCCCCAAAGCCUGUUGUGAUCUCUACCCCUACGCCCACCAUCGUCCGUCCUGGUUCCUUGCCUCUCCACUUAGGCUAUGAUCCACUUCAUCCAACCCUUCCUUCCCCAACCUCAGUCAUCACACAGGCUCCACCAUCCAACAGGCAAAUGGGGUCUCCCACUGGCUCCCUUCCUCUUGUCAUGCAUCUUGCUAAUGGACAGACCAUGCCUGUGCUGCCGGGACCUCCAGUUCAGAUGCCUUCUGUUAUAUCGCUGGCCAGACCUGUGUCCAUGGUGCCCAACAUUCCUGGUAUCCCUGGCCCGCCAGUUAAUAGCAGUGGCUCCAUUUCUCCCUCUGGCCAUCCUGUACCAUCAGAAGCCAAAAUGAGACUAAAAGCCACCCUAACCCACCAAGUCUCCUCAAUCAAUGGUGGUUGUGGAAUGGUGGUAGGUACUGCCAGUACCAUGGUAACCUCCCGUCCAGAGCAGAGCCAGAUUCUCAUCCAGCAUCCUGAUGCCCCAUCCCCAGCCCAGCCACAGGUCUCUCCAGCCCAGCCUACUCCUAGUACUGGGGGGCGGCGGCGGCGCACAGUAGAUGAAGAUCCAGACGAACGGCGGCAACGUUUUCUGGAGCGCAACCGGGCUGCAGCCUCCCGCUGCCGCCAGAAGCGGAAGCUAUGGGUGUCUUCCCUAGAGAAAAAGGCAGAAGAACUCACUUCUCAGAACAUUCAGCUGAGUAAUGAAGUCACAUUACUACGCAAUGAAGUGGCUCAGUUGAAACAGCUACUAUUAGCUCAUAAAGACUGCCCAGUAACUGCACUACAGAAAAAGACUCAAGGCUAUUUAGAAAGCCCCAAGGAAAGCUCAGAGCCAACGGGUUCUCCAGCCCCUGUGAUUCAACACAGCUCAGCAACAGCCCCUAGCAAUGGCCUCAGUGUUCGCUCUGCAGCUGAAGCUGUGGCCACCUCAGUCCUCACUCAGAUGGCCAGCCAAAGGACAGAACUGAGCAUGCCGAUACAGUCGCAUGUGAUCAUGACCCCACAGUCCCAGUCUGCGGGCAGAUGAUGCCUCCUCUGAUGGAGAGGUCCCCAGCCAGAGCUCUCCCGCUCAAGAGCCAAGAGAGAUGUCAUCUUAUCCUCUCCCAUCUGCCUUGGAUAUGGCAAUACGUAGCGGGGGGACAUUGUAUGUUGUGAGUAUGGACAGAUGUGGGGCUUUUCUCUUUAGCAGCAUGGUCAUGUAAGUUUGACAUCUGUACUAGGGGUCUCCCAGCCCUGGAGCCACAUAGAUCAUCAUCCAAGAGUGGGGUUUCUGAUGUACCCACAGCCAAAGGCUUUUCCAAAUGGUCCGAGCAAUCAUCCUUGCUCCAUGCACAUGUACCUGUCUCUUUUAACACUAACCCUUGCACUUCUAGAUUUGGGGUUUCUUAGUUUCCUCUCUUCCCACUAAGCUAUGGCUCUUGUCUUCUUGUUCCUUCCCAGCAUGCCACUUCUUGCUUGAUAGAGGGGCUAGAUCUGAUGGCAUAUCACCUGCCAUCUUAUCCCCAGCCCCACCACAGACUCAGGACUUGGUCUCCCAGUAGCCGCUUAUGUAUGCCUUUCCCUUUCCAAAAUACUAGUGAAAGCAUUCACUUAUGAAGAAUGUAAGGUUACCUUUGACUUAUGAAGCAGCAGUAUUUUCCAGCUCUUCUGUAAGCUUUAUUCCUCUACCUACCAAGAAAAAAGACAAAAAGAAAGCCCCAAAAUUUCUAGUCCUUUUUCAUCUAUUUCCAGAGCUGUAUGGGUACCUCUUUUUGUCUCUUGACUUUUCCUAGGUCUUUCCCACCUCCCACUAAGCCUUGGCAACUUCAUCUUGUGGCCUUAUUGAUUGAUAUUGCGUGGCAGUGAAAAGGGAAAGAGCCUGGGAUCUAAUUGGUGUUUCCCUGUCACCCUUCAUCCUCCUGUAGUUCCAGUCAUCAGGGCAAACAGGAACAAUGCAAUUUAAAGCUUUUUCCAUCAGAUUACUGGAUUAACUGAUUCUUUUGUUUUACCAAUUCUUUUUUUUACUGGCCAAAGUAUGUACAUUGUCACCUUUGGUCAUGUUUUUGCUCCUGCUCUCCUUCUUGGUUCCCCUGUCCCUCUGCUAUAACUAGUUCAGAUUAUCCCUCCUAGAGGUGUCAUGUAUGGGGACUCUUGUAUUCCCUUGCUGUUGUUCUUCCUCCAUCUUUUAGCCUCACAGAUCUCUUUUCUGAGCUGUCUUGUAUUCACCAGAGCCCAUCACCCUAUGGACUACCUUCUCUCACUGGUUUCCUAGCCUAGCCACUAGGUCUCCCUGGUCCUGCAGAGUUAUUCUUUAACUCAUUUCUAUUCUAUGCUCCUUAAAUGCGAUGCCUCUCCAUAGUACAAGCUCCAGGACCCUGACACAUCAUGGCAAAUGUCCUCAGUGGCUUUUCUUGAAUAUAAUAUUAGGUGGAAGGAGGAAGGACAGAGGGAAGAAGCAGCAGAGGGGCCCAGGGUCUGGCCUGCCUGAGAAGUUGUUGACUGUGACUCUCAUCAAUUAUUACUUUGAAGAGUUGAGUUGCAGGGGAAGAAAUUCAUGCCUCUUGAUCCUCUUUCUUCACCAGUAGCCUCCUCAUCUCCCUUGGCUCUUGAACUAUGCAAUAUUUACCAGGGCCAUAGGAAGCAAUCCAAAGCCAGAAGCCUACUGAUAGAUAGGUCAGUUUUAAUAGCCUUUCAGUAUGAAACCCUUCUAGUUGUCCCAGAGCCACCUUCUGCCAUCUGCCAAAUCCAAGAAUGUCCUUUUCUUCACCUCUUCUGCCUUCAUCUUAAAUACGUAUACAGAAUAACUGCCAGCCUCCUUUUUUAUUUUGUCUUCCAAAACUGGCUGCCAGAGAAGAAUGAGAAAAUGUUUUAAGCUACAAGAUUCCCAUUUCCUCAGUGAUAGACUGGUGAACCCGUCAGGUGACAUGUUCUGCUGCAUUUAUUUUAAAUCUCCCCUCCUGCUUUUCAGUGUCAGUGCUGAACAAACCACACCUGGUGAAGAAGAAGGAGAAAAAAAUAUGAUUUUCUCAUCCAUUACCACCAGGGACCCAACAGGAACUGCCCCUGAGGUGAUCAGACUAGCAAAUGUCAUGGCAGAUGGUCAGGAUACAGGUUACCACCUGCAGGGACUUUGCUUGCCUUUAAAGAUUCACAGCCAUAACUUGUUCUCAGGACUUCUCUUUUAGAUGGCUGCUCCCUGGGAUUUUUUUCCUGCUUUUGAGUCUUGUUUCAUUUUUUAUUGCCUUGAUUUCCCAGUAGCAGCCUUGCCCUAAAGCAUGACUGAGUUUAUGGCUCCUAAGGAGCUUUCAUCAGACCCUUGACUAUUUUUCUUCCCCCUUCAGUCAAGUAUUUUUAAAGUUAAGAAUCAGUUUGUCAUUGCACACAUGCCCCACCAAUCUGUCCCUGUGUUGGAUGGCUGUUUAAUGCAGAGGGCCUUUUUUAGUUUCUUAGCCCCCAUGUCUAAUUCUCUUGAGUCUCUUAAUUCAUUUUUGUCAGUGAAGAGGCUAGCAUUGGGGACCUAAAUGAGGGGCAUUGUCAGAACUGUAGUAGUGAAAUGGCACUAAAAGGAGGAAGGGGAAAGACAGAACCCCAGACAGCAAUUCAGUUGGUCCUUGGUCUCACUAAGAAGGCAAAGCACCUGCUCAUCCUGAAGCUUUCUCUUACAGUCAAGGGGAGACACUUACCUUGUUAUUGCUGCCAGCCAUGUGGUCACUGUCCCCUGAUCUUUGCCUUCCAGACUUACCUGGACCAGAACCAGAUAUCAUGGAGGUGUCACUUAGCCCUUCUUAAGUACUGUGGCCCUUCUAGGACCUAGCAAGGACACUUUCAGAAAGGAACUGAGAAUGUGGAUGGCUUGGGACUCUUCCAAGUGAACACAAGACUCAGGCCUCCCACCUCACUCCGGGCUAGGAAGUGGUGAGAGCUGGUUUGGUCUGCCCUGCUCCCUUCAAAAUAGCUUGCUCACAGAAAGCCUCCCACAUGACAGGGGGGACCAGAAAGAGUAUAGCUCCUUUACUUAUUAUUUCCUGUUGGUCAGGCAUCCCAAAUCUGGCUUCCCUCUGCCUCCAUUCUUCUCCUUGGCCCUAGGCCAUAUACUAUAUGGGAUGGUUAAGAGUAGCUGGGCCAGCUGAACUUCACCUUGCUCCCUUCCUUUCCUAUCCCUGUUCUGUAGCUGUUGUUCCUUUCUUGACUCACCAAUCCAUCUUCUCAAGGACCUGCCUCCAGCACCACCAUCCUGGGAGAUGGAGUGCUUCACCAUAUCUGUGCACCAUCUACAGCCUGAAUCACCAAGCAGAUGCCAAGAAAUCUUUCCUGUUUCUGAGGCUCUCCUGCUUCACACUGAGAGGCUCGGGAAAGGUGCUAGCCCCAAGGUAGCUCUCCCCAACAAAAAAAAAUAAGUCCCCUUUUCAUAAUUUCCUUCCCAUCCCCAAAUUAUUUUUCCCAUUAAUAUUGUACAUUGUGUACACAGGAAAGAAAUUAUUUUGUUUUUGUUUUUUAUUUCAUAACCAGUCUGUUUAGAGUCCAGUCCUCCUAGCUGUGUCAUUUGCUAUGCCUUUGCUAAUGCGUUCUCUCCUUUCUUUAGACUUAUGUUUGGAGUGGAAGGUGUGGAGGAACAGAAUAGGUGAGGCUCCUAAGGCAGAUUAGAGCCUACAGCCUCCCUAAUCAUCUCAUGAAAUAGAACUGAUUUCUCUGUUUCUGUAUGCACACAUGAAUGUGCAUGCAAACAUAAAUCCCCAUGCACUCACUCUGGGGUGGUGACCCAACAGGAAUGAAUAUAGGUGGCAGCUGGUCAACAUUCCCAUCCUCUGCACCAGUUGAAUUACUUCUCUUUGGGGUAAAAUCCUACCCCAGAAUGAGAAAAGGAUGGAGAGAGUAGGGCAGAUUAAGGCAAUUUAUGUCUUUCUUAGAUGCAGGUUUGCAUUGUAGCUACAAGGGUUUAUUUUUUUAAUGGGGAGCUAGAAGCACAGAGAUAACUCAUCCCAGCUACUGAUGAGUGAUGCACUAGCUGUAAGUGGCCACAAAUAGUAGUCACAAUGACUUUACGUUAAGUUUGUGGUUCUCAGAGUAUGACCCAGGACCAGCAGAAGGAGUAUCACUGUCACCUGGAACUUGCUAGAAAUGCCCAUUCUCAGCCCAACUGAGAUCUACCAAAUCAGAAUCAGAAACUGGGAGUGGGUUUCAGUAAGCACUCCAAGCCCUUCUAAUGUGCACUGAUGUUUGAGAAUCAUCACCUUACGGGCAAUUUGGGAGCUUCUUACAGGACAUGGAGAAUUAUUUUAAAUAUCGUCCUCUGCCUUAGCACUAACAUAUUUUUCCAUUUCUUCCAGUCCCUCCCUCAACUCCCAUUAAAACAGUCACCACCACCACCACCACAACCACAUCACUCAUCUCAAACUAGGUUUUCUUCCUUUUAGUCUUUUCUAUAAAACCUGUCCCUAUAUUGGUCUAGACAAGAGUUGUCCCUGUUCCCUUGCAGACUGGUCACUCUGCAUUCUUGAUUACAUUAAGGACCAGAUGGAGCUUUAGCUGCCUGUUCCUCCCAUAUACAAGCACACCUUGCAGGCAGGGAGGAGUUGAGCCUCCAGCCCCAUCAGUGGAGGCUGCUGCAUCCUGAUAAUAGUAUCUAUGGAGAAGAAAGUUUGUAUCUAUGAUUAUAUCUCUGUUCAUCUAUAUAUUUUUGACAUGUAGCAACACCUCUCUAUCUCAUCAAGGAACUCAACUUGAUCUGGGUCUCCCCAGUCUCUAGUGGUGGACCCUGACAGGUGGGAGGAUGCAGUGCUACAGGCAAUUUUGUUACAAAACUAUCUUUCCCCCUUCCCCUCCAUCCAAUUCAGCAUGACCCUGUGAGCAGGCUCUCACACUCUUUGGGACGGGGCUGAGGUGGGGCAUUGCUCUCUUCUCUGUGACCGUCCCUUUGCCACUUAGCAGUUAUUCCCCAGCCAUGCCUUCUCCCUCCUCCCUCCCUCCCUUGCCCUGACAUAUAUUGUGCCUUAUUUAUGCUGCAAAUAUAACAUUAAACUAUCAAGAGAA
Messenger RNA from Marmota monax (woodchuck), 6593 nucleotides. Its product is annotated as cyclic AMP-dependent transcription factor ATF-7. NCBI's taxonomy places the organism in Eukaryota, Metazoa, Chordata, Mammalia, Rodentia, Sciuridae. The transcript has 12 exons. The record is from RefSeq and is a predicted model, not a curated record. Gene Ontology annotation, biological process: regulation of transcription by RNA polymerase II. Gene Ontology annotation, molecular function: cAMP response element binding; DNA-binding transcription factor activity, RNA polymerase II-specific. Bases 160 to 1611 code for a protein of 483 amino acids.